Phycomyces blakesleeanus NRRL 1555(-) is the source of this 1488-nucleotide messenger RNA. RefSeq lists its product as hypothetical. The record is from RefSeq and is a predicted model, not a curated record. Gene Ontology annotation, molecular function: protein binding. Bases 1 to 1488 code for a protein of 495 amino acids. Lineage: Eukaryota; Fungi; Mucoromycota; Mucoromycetes; Mucorales; Phycomycetaceae. The transcript is spliced from 10 exons.
AUGCGUAGCAUUCUGACUGCUAUUCUUUGUAUUGGGCUAACGGGCGUUGUCAAGGCUACGGACGGUCGUUGGGGACAAGGAUGCACCUACAUUACACUGACUAAGCAAAUAUAUUGUUUUGGUGGAGAACCAUUUUCAGACAGCAAGAAACAGAUUCCAGUAUAUUCUUUAAACGUAACCGACAACAGUGUAGUUGAUAUAUCGAAUCCAGUAUGGAACACUAUUGAAGGCGUCCCAAACAACAUCAGUCCAAGCGCUGCAAGUCGGUUUAUAUUUGCGGCAGUUCCGGGCACUGAUUUAGUAUACCUUAAGGGCGGAAUUGUGUGCACUGCCUGCACUUAUAACUCAGGAUACUUUUACAAUGUGUCCAACAAUCAAUGGACAAAAACGAAUACUGAGACACCAGUGUACGCUGCUGCUUUCACUCUUGUGAAUAACAAUCUUUACUACUUUGGUGGCAAAACUGUUCCUGCAACAGGUUUUGACACAUCGGUAACCAUAUUAUACAAUAACGUGUACUCUACAUCUAUGAAGACAGGAAUUGGUGGACCUACUAUCUUUCCUAAUGGUGGAUUACCGUUACCCCAAGCUACAUGGGCUGCUUCUAUGGUUUAUUCUACUACUUACUCAGUACUUCUUGUUGUUGGUGGAGAGCAAGGUUCUAGUGUAUCAGGACCUGUUGCCAUGGAUGAUAUUAUUGCUGUUAAUUUAAAAACGAGCGUAUACAGCAAGUGGAACGAUACGAUAUCUACAACUGGAAGUCUACCUCCUACUAGAUGGGCACACUCCCUGAUAAUGGAUCCUACUAAUACCAACGCCAUUAUGUUUGGUGGUUGUGAUAAUAAUGGAGGAGCAAUGAACGAUCUUUGGUUGUACAAUGUGGUUAAGCGUACUUGGUCCCCACAAAAGACAACUGGAACACCGCCUACCCCAAGGUGCCGGCACUCUGCUGUUGUAGUUGGAAAAUACAUGUUUAUUUUGUUCGGUGGAAAUAAUGACGUCUUCAACGCUGAUAUUAAUGUUGCUCUUGACAUGAAUACUUGGGAAUGGACCACUGCACCUGUUAUUGGCACUCCUCCUGUCUCUUCAUCUACACCCUCGAAACCUUCUUUAACCCCAUCAGACUCUAUCUCAAAACCGACUUCUUUUGAAGUUCUUAGCAGCAAUAAGGAGGACUCUUCUGGGAUUUCUGGGGGUGUUAUUGCGGGUAUUUCCGUUGGAGCCACCGCAGGCGUUGGAAUUAUUGGUGCACUCUUCUUCUUCUUCGUAUUUAAGAAACGAAAUAGAUAUUCAAGAGCAAAUAAUCAUGUAGAGUAUUUCACAAAAGAUGACAAUUUCAUCAGUAAGCAAAAUGCUCCAAUUCCCUCUCAUCUGAGUGAGGGAUAUAGAGAGAUCUCUCCAGGAAAAGAUAUAAGACCUAACCAGUUACUUCCUGGGCCUGCAUUACCAUCAGGCCGUAUAAUGCUUGCGCCUGUAAAGCAAAGUUGA